Alosa alosa (allis shad) is the source of this 3138-nucleotide messenger RNA. RefSeq names its product kelch-like family member 14 (gene klhl14). Lineage: Eukaryota; Metazoa; Chordata; Actinopteri; Clupeiformes; Clupeidae. The record is from RefSeq and is a predicted model, not a curated record. The transcript has 9 exons. Gene Ontology annotation, molecular function: protein binding. Bases 235 to 2052 code for a protein of 605 amino acids.
CACUUCUUGUUAAUUCUGGAGAACAAAUGAUCAACGUCAACAAAUAACGUGAAAUAGUGUCUUUAAGAGUUGGAAUCAAUGUUUAUUUUGAGGCAUCGACCAUAGUCUUUAAACAAAAAGGAUAUAUUUAAGAAAGGAGAACAAAGGAAAGUCAAGUGAAAAUACUGGGGACCUGAAGCUUACUUUCUUUUUUGUCAAGCUCGUAAGUCAGGUGGCGUAAGCAGUCCGGAAGUCAUGUCCAGAUCGGGUGAUAGAACAUCCACCUUUGACCCAUCUCACAGUGACACCCUGCUGCACGGGCUCAAUCUCCUGUGGAGAAAACAGCUUUUCUGUGAUGUGACACUCACUGCCCAGGGACAGCAGUUCCACUGCCACAAAGCAGUGCUGGCGUCCUGUUCACAGUAUUUCAGGUCUCUGUUCUCCUCUCAUAUGAUCAACAAUGAGGGGCUUGCCAGCAAGGAUCAAGGCAGCAGUGGAACCCCCUCCUCUUCCCCUGACGACAAGCCAUUGCCAAGCGCCCGACCCAUCAACAACCUGGUGCUUCAGGGCUGCUCCUCCAUUGGACUACGGUUAGUGCUGGAGUACCUUUACACUGCCAAUGUUACCCUUUCCCUGGAUACCGUGGAGGAGGUGCUCUCGGUCAGCAAGAUCCUCAACAUCCCACAGAUCACCAAGCUUAGUGUGCAGUUCCUCAACGACCAGAUAUCUGUGCAGAACUAUAAGCAGAUCUGCAAGAUAGCAGCCCUGCACGGGCUGGACGAGACCAAGAAGCUCGCCAACAAGUACCUGGUGGAGGACGUGCUCCUGCUGAACUUUGAGGAGAUGUGUGCCAUGCUGGACGCCCUGCCUCCCCCAGUGGAGUCCGAGCUGGCUCUCUUCCAGAUGUCUGUGCUGUGGCUGGAGCAUGACAGGGAGACCCGCAUGCACUACGCCCCCGACCUCAUGAAGAGGCUGCGCUUCGCUCUGAUCCCCGCCCCGGAGCUGGUGGAGCGGGUGCAGUCGGUGGACUUCAUGAGGACCGACCCUGUGUGCCAGAAGCUGCUGCUGGACGCCAUGAACUACCACCUGAUGCCCUUUCGGCAACACUGUCGGCAGACAGUGGCAAGCAGAAUCCGUUCCAACAAGAGGAUGCUCCUGCUGGUGGGAGGCCUGCCGCCGGGUCCCGACCGCCUGCCUAGCAACCUGGUCCAGUACUACGACGAUGAGAAGAAAACGUGGAAGAUCCUCACAAUCAUGCCUUACAACAGCGCCCAUCACUGUGUGGUAGAGGUAGAGAACUUUCUGCUCCUGCUUGGGGGAGAAGACCAGUGGAACCCUAAUGGGAAACACAGUACCAAUUUCGUUAGCCGAUACGAUCCGAGAUUCAAUAGCUGGAUUCAACUUCCUCCCAUGCAAGAAAGAAGAGCUAGCUUUUUUGCCUGCUGCCUGGAAAAACACCUGUAUGUGAUUGGUGGAAGGAAUGAAUCAGGAUACCUGUCCAGUGUGGAAUCAUACAACUUGGAGACCAACGAGUGGAACUACGUGUCGUCCCUCCCCCAGCCUCUGGCUGCCCACGCCGGGGCGGUGCACAAUGGAAAGAUCUACAUCUCAGGGGGAGUGCACAAUGGAGAGUACGUGUCUUGGCUGUACUGUUAUGACCCUGUCAUGGACGUCUGGGCCAGAAAACAGGAUAUGAACACAAAGCGAGCAAUUCAUGUCUUAGCUGGAAUGAAUGACCGUCUCUACGCAAUCGGAGGAAAUCACUUGAAAGCAGGAUUUUCCCACCUUGAUGUGAUGCUGGUUGAGUGCUACGAUCCCAAAGCGGAUCAGUGGAACAUCCUUCAAACCCCCAUUCUGGAGGGCCGCAGUGGCCCCGGCUGUGCUGUUCUUGACGACAGCAUUUUCCUGGUUGGGGGCUACAGCUGGAGUAUGGGGGCGUACAAGUCGUCCACCAUCUGCUACAGCCCAGAGAAGGGCACAUGGACCGAGCUGGAGGGUGAGGUGGCAGAGCCCCUGGCAGGCCCCACCUGUGCCACGGUCAUCCUCCCAGCAUGCCUGCCAUUCAACAAGUGACCGCCUGGAAAGCAGCGCAGAGUUACCAUCAAAACUCGUGAUGGCAAACAGACCGAUCUUUAAAGAAAUAUAAAUAAAAAAAAAAAAAAAAAGAAUUUGAAGAAUGAUUGGGGAGCUCUUCAGACAAUAGGAAGUGUACAAAUUAUUUUUUUACUGGUUUGACAAGAGCACUUUCUUUAUUGCGAGUUGAAUGAUGAAAAAUAAUCACUUAUAACAUGUACAGUGUGUGUGUUCCAUCUGUGUUGAGAAACUGCAACUGUACAUGUUCAUAUUCCUUUUUUUUAAAUGGAAAGGUUUUUGCCUUAUAUGUUAAAGCACGCUUACUGUUCAAAUGAAUUGAUAUAACUGGCUUUAUGUCCAUUUGUAUUUAGUAUUUUUGUGGGAAACAUCCCUCUUAAAAAUAGUGUUUGAUCAGAAUAUACCAUUACUGUGGAGAGAGCAUUAUGAUCAUAUUAUUGUUUUUUUUUUUUUUUUAGAUCAUAUUAAUUUGAUCUAAAGUCAUUGAUGCUUGGUAUGUUGUAGACUAGAAUACAGCUUUUUAAAACCCAUGUGCUUGUACUAUUGCUCUAUGAUGUUUUUUUAAGCUAAGACAAGAUGCUCAGUUCAGAACACUAUGGCACAGAGGCAUUAAAUUUGAUCAUAACUGGGUUGUACAAUCAAAAAAGUUUACCUCUAGCCAUGUAUAUUAAUGGCCUCAAUUAAACAGAAAAAUAUGCUGUCUCUAUUAUGUGUUCUGUGGUAACUGUUAAUGUUUAACAGAUUUUCAACUUCUACAGUCUAAAUAAAUGAAGCAAAAUACUGUAGAUGUUUCCCCAGUCAAACAAUCAAAAUGUGCAAAAUACGGUCUUACAUGACAUAAUCAAAAGAGUGAGACUGACAAAUUUCAGAUUUAUUGACAUUUUACUCCGGUAACUGUUUUAUCAUAUAUGUACAGUACUGUAAUGUUACUUGAUGCCUAACUGAAGUAGGAGAGUUAAAAUUACUUUCAUGAUUGUAAAUAUUUCAUUUGGUGAAACAUUUUUGUGCACUCAACAUUGGAUUUAUUCUCAAAUCCUAUUCUGUCCUUUGCAUUUUAGAUUAUGAAAA